This is a messenger RNA of Manacus vitellinus (golden-collared manakin), 1201 nucleotides long. RefSeq names its product keratin, type II cytoskeletal 73-like. The transcript is spliced from 8 exons. Gene Ontology annotation, molecular function: structural constituent of skin epidermis. Gene Ontology annotation, cellular component: keratin filament. Gene Ontology annotation, biological process: keratinization; intermediate filament organization. The record is from RefSeq and is a predicted model, not a curated record. The annotation marks the transcript as partial. NCBI's taxonomy places the organism in Eukaryota, Metazoa, Chordata, Aves, Passeriformes, Pipridae.
GUACGAGGAGGAAAUCAACCGGCGCACGACGGUGGAGAACGAGUUCGUGGCGCUCAAAAAGGAUGCAGACUGCAUCUUCCUCAACAAGGAGGAGCUGGAGGUGAAGGUGGAUCUGUUGAGAAGGCAGUUGGAGCUGUUGAAAUGUGUGUUUGAGGAGGAACGAGCUCAGGUGGAUCGGCAGCUCUGCGACACCUCGGUCAUCGUCAAGAUGGACAACAACCGGGACCUGGACAUGGAGAGCAUCAUCAAGAACGUGGAGUGCUGGUACCAGGAGAUCGCCCAGAAGAGCAAAGAAGAAGUCGACGCUUUCUACCAAACCAGGUUUCAGGAGCUCCAGGACAAGAGGGGGAAAUACUGUGACGACCUGCAGAGCAACAAGUGUGAGAUCUCAGAGCUGACCAGGAUGAUACAGAAGCUGCAGUGUGAGCUGGAGAGUGUCAAGAAGCAGGUCUCCUGCCUGCAAACCUCCAUCUGUGACGUGGAGCAGCGCGGGGACUGCGCCCUCAAGGACGCGCGCGAGAAGCACAUCGAGCUGCAGAACGCGCUGCAGAAGGCCAAGGACGAGCUGGCCUGCAUGCUCAGGGACUACCAGGAGCUGCUCAACGUCAAGCUGGCCCUGGACAUCGAGAUUGCCACCUACAAGACCCUCCUGGAGGGUGAGGAGAGCAGGAUCUGUGUGGGGAACCCCGUGAGUGUGUCGUUGGUCAGCACAGCGGUGUACUUCUAUUCCCUCACGGACGCAACUGCGGGCUGCUGGAGGCUCAAUCGGGGCGGGCGGGUUCGGCUCGCUGGCCGGGCCGGGUCGCCACAGCCGCCCGGCGCGGCGCGCUAUCAGCUCCCGCAGCGCCCCGCGUUCAUCGCACCCCAAGCUCUGCCUGUCCUCAGCUCGGUGCCAAAGGCCCUGGCCAGGUUGCCGCCGGAGUGUUACUGCCCCCCAGGCGGGGUGGGGUGGCAAGGCGGGGGGGGUUCACGCUCCCGGAGCGGGGGGUACACGGCCGCCCCGGGCUGGCGCCGCGGGUGGGGGCUGCAGGCCGUAGGCGGGUGGGUCGACUUGCGGCAACCAGGGCUCGUCAUCACCGGCAGCUGGCCGGGUGCCCCCGGUGCCGCGGAGGUGGGGGGGCUGGCGUGGGCCUCCCCCCGCCGGGGGCUGGAGCGCGGCCGUUCCUACACCAGGGAUGAGAGCGGGAAGAGGCGGGAUUAG